AUGAGACUCACAAAAGAGAUGUUAGAUUACGUCUCACACGAAACACAUGAUGGCCUAUGCAGCUUUCCCAAGCUUCAGGAGGUCUUAAAGGGUCAUUUCAAAUCAAAGCGGGUCCUACUUAUUUUAGAUGAUGUAUGGGAAGCCAUGGAUGACGGCCGAUGGAACAAAUUGUUGGCUCCUUUCAAUUCUAAUGGUGCCGCCGGCAAUAUGAUAAUUCUGACAACUAGAAAACCGUCUAUUGCCAAAAGGAGAGGUACAACUGGACCAAUUAACUUACAUAGUUUGAACAAUGAUGAUUUCUGGCUGUUGUUUAAAGCAUGUGCAUUUGGUGAUGAGAAUUACAAAGAGCAAGCAAGUCUAAGUGACUUAGGACAUGAAAUAGCCAAAAAGUUAAAAGGGAACCCAUUAGCAGCACAAACCACUGGGGCACUAUUAAAAGAUCAUCUUACCGUGGAUCACUGGAGUAACAUUCUGAAGACCGAAGGUUGGAAAUCCUUGCGACACACUGGUGGCAUCAUGUCUUCUUUGAAGCUUUCCUAUGAUGAGUUGCCCUACCUUGUGCAACAAUGUUGCUCAUAUUGUUCCAUAUUCCCCUAUGGUUAUGAAUUUCAUGCCGAGGAGCUAGUUCAUCUUUGGAUUUCACAGGGGUUUGUGAAGAGUGAUCAUUCAAGUAAUAGUUUGGAGGAGAUGGGACGGUACUAUCUGAUUUACUUGGUGAACCUAGGCUUGUUUGAGGAGGUUGAAAGUCGAACUUGCUAUGUUAUCUGUAGCCUGAUGUAUGAUUUUGCAAGGCUAGUUUCAAGAACAGAGUGUGCAUCCUUGGAUGGUUUGCAGUGCAGUGGAAUUUUGCCAACUGUACACCAUUUGUCUAUAGUAACCAAUUCUAUAUAUCAGAGAGAUCACCAGACUGGAAACAUACCUCGUAAUGAGAGGUUUGAAUUUCGCUUGCAAAAUAUAGUUGCAUCAGUGAGAAAACUGAGAACAUUGGUCUUAAUUGGGGAAUAUGACUCAUUUUUCUUCAAAGCAUUCCAAGAUGUAUUUGAAAAAGCACAUAAUCUGCGUUUGGUACAAAUGUCUGCAACAUCUCCUGGUUUUAAUUCCUUUCUGUGUAGCUUGGCAAAUCCCACACAUCUUCGAUAUCUAAAAAUUCAGGAUGGCCAUACUGAGCAGAAGGCUUCGCCCCACAUUUUGAGCAAGAUUUUUCAUCUUCAAGUAUUGGAUGUUGCUUUCUUUAAGCCAUUGCAUACGGUUCUUCUAGAGGAUUGCGGAGAAUUGAGAAUAUCUUUGGAAAUGCUUCAGUUUCUUAAAAGGUUGAAGUUGAGCAACAUGCAAAGAGUAAGCGGAGUAUCGGUUCCGUCAUUGGACGAGCUGGUUUUAGAUGGCAUGCCAGAUUUACAGACAUGUUCUUGCACUUCCGUGGGGGAUAUGAAGUCUAGUUUAAGGGUGCUGGAGAUCCGGAGAUGUCCUUUACUUGAGGUGUUCGAUCUGUUUCAGAAAGGUGGUAACUACGAAAUUGAGCAUAAGUCGUGGUUGCCCAGUCUGAGGAAACUCAUUGUGUGCGAUUGUCCUCGUCUGCAAGUACAUACCGCCCUUCCGCCUUCAGCAACAUUUUCUGAACUAUCAAUUAGUGAGGUUUCAACAAUUAUGGCAAUGGAGGGAUCUUCCAUAGAAAAAUUAAAAAUUAGCGGAGAUAAACUUUUGUGUGAUACACUCGAUGACAAAAUUUUGGCAUUCCAUAAUCUUAAUGAUAUCAAAUACUUGGAGAUAUUGAAUUGCAAAAGCCUAACAUCCAUUUCAUUCAAAGGCUUAAGUCAGCUCAUCUCCUUAAAGAGUUUUAAAAUAGUGCAUUGCAAAGAAUUUUUCUCUUUGGAUGAUGUGCUAGAGCAGACCCAUGACAACAUGAUAAUUGCAAAUGAAGAUAUUCUCCCGGCUCUUGAAAGUCUUGAUAUUAUCAGAUGUGGAAUAACGGGGAAGUGGCUAUCUUUGAUGCUGCGACAUUCGCCGACCCUGAAGGAAUUGUAUUUAUAUGAGUGCCCGCAGUUGAAACAGUUGAAGAUAGAAGAGGAAGGAAAUGUUCAACCAAACCUUCUCCCAGCUUUCGAGGCUUCGUCAUCCGGAUAUGCUGAUGGAGUUGUGCACAUUCCAUUGAAUCUCAGAAAGAUAAAAAUUGGUAGAUGCCCUCAUAUAAUAUUUGACGGGAGUAGGGAAGGCUUUGCUGGAUUUACCUCCUCCUCACAGGUCGAGAACGGAAGAUGUCUCCUCCCGCAAUCACUUGAACAUCUUGAUUGGUCUGAUUAUUCCCGAGAAACUCUACUGCCCUCUUUUGUGGGUAAUCUCAUGUGGCUCAAAAAAUUAAAUGUAAGGAAUGGAAGAAGUUUGCAAUAUCUAAAACUUGAUUCCUGUAAGGCGUUGGAAGAAUUGGAAAUUCGCGAUUGCAAUCAGCUCUUCACAUUAGAGGGCAUGCGAUCGCUUGGAAUCCUCGUGUCUUUGAAAUUAUCUUAUAACUCAAGAUUGAAAUCUCUGCAGCUGCAUUCCUGUACGUCGCUGGAACAUUUGGAAAUUUGGUUCUGCAGUUCGCUCGUCACACUAGAGAGCUUGCGAUCCCUCGUGAACCUCAAGCAUUUGGAAAUACUUGAUUCCCCUGCCUUGGAUUCCCUUACCGCACUGGAGAGUACUGAGCCAACUGGGGGGAUUUCAAGUCAUAGCCAUGAGUUAUUCUUCCCUGCACUGGAAAGUCUCGCGAUCGAUGACUUGUCUCCCCUUAACAUGUCAUUCUGCAAGGGCCUCACCUGCCUCCGAAGCCUAAACCUUGUUUUUUUGGAUGCAACGAGACUAACAGAUGAGCAAGAGAGAGCGCUUCUGCUCCUCAGCUCCCUGCAAAAGCUCGGCUUUUAUGCUUGUAAGGGUCUCGUACGUCUUCCCGCAGGGCUGGGCGGCCUCCCUUCCAUGAAGAAGUUGGAGAUCAGGUGGUGUAAACAAAUCUCAGGGCUUCCCAAUGCGGGCCUCCCACCUUGGCUGGAAAAACUGGUAAUCUACAAGUGCAGCGACAAGUUAUCAGAACAAUGCAGAUUGCUAGCAACAAGCAAGCUGGAGGUCAAAAUUGAUGGGGACUAUGUGAACUGA
This is a messenger RNA of Triticum turgidum subsp. durum (durum wheat), 3123 nucleotides long. Lineage: Eukaryota; Viridiplantae; Streptophyta; Magnoliopsida; Poales; Poaceae. The record is from the annotation of a GenBank genome assembly.